Molecule: messenger RNA, 216 nt
Organism: Malassezia sympodialis ATCC 42132
Lineage: Eukaryota; Fungi; Basidiomycota; Malasseziomycetes; Malasseziales; Malasseziaceae
Product: L51/S25/CI-B8 domain-containing protein
Cellular component (GO): respiratory chain complex I
Source: RefSeq, a predicted model, not a curated record
AUGUGUGUUUCCCUGACGCCCAGCCAGUUUGUCCUCUCGCACUUUAAGACGAUCAAGGCCAGCAACCCCAAGCUGCCUUUCCUCGUGCGCGAGGCCCAGAACACGCCCGCGCGCAUGUUUGUGCGUCUCGAGCGUGGUCUCGAGAAGAAGGCUGAGCUCGACGGCCUCGAGGCCUCGGCUAUCGAGAAGAAGCUCACCGAGCUCCUCUCGAACUAA